AUGGCUUUAGCGAAUGCAACUUUUUCAGAAAUUUUGGACGACUUAUCAAGUCGAUUCAUAAUAAAUGUUCCAGAGGAAGAAUUGGCUUCUGUGGAGCGCAUAUGUUUUCAAAUUGAACAGGCACAUUGGUUUUAUGAAGAUUUUGUUAGAGAACAGAACCCUAUAAAUAAUUAUCACAACGUCGACAUGCACCAAGCUUUUAAAUAUAAAAGCGUUAUUUCUGCCAAUAUUUUGAGGCAUUGCCCGCUAUUACAUCAAUGGUCUCAUGAACACGAAAAAGCGUUUGCCGAUUUCAUGCAAUAUAAAAUUCGAGUUCCCGUAUGCGGAGCCAUUAUGCUAAAUGAUACAAUGGACCAGUGUGUACUGGUAAAAGGGUGGUCAUCUCGUUCUGGAUGGGGAUUUCCUAAGGGAAAAAUCAACAAGGAUGAGCCAGAUUCUACCUGUGCGGCUCGUGAGGUUUUGGAGGAAACCGGAUAUGAUAUAUCACCCUUAAUUAAGGAACACGACUAUGUAGAACUAACUAUUCGUGAACAACGAAUAAGACUAUAUAUUGUUGUUGGUGUUCCUGAAGAUACAGAAUUUUGUCCAAAAACGCGAAAAGAGAUUAUAGAAUGGCAUAAAGUAUCUGACUUACCAACGUGGAUCAGGAGUCGAGACAAGGAUACUCCUUAUAAUUGUGGAGGCGGUUGUGUAAAAUAUGGGAGCAGUAGGUUUUACAUGGUCGUCCCCUUUGUUAGCAAACUUCGACAUUGGCUAAAAUCACAAAGAAAAUUGGUACGCAAAAGAGUAACUGAUGUAUCACAUCAAGAGGAAUCUUCUGAAGUCGUAGUGUUCAAUGGUCAUGGUACAGACUCAGGACCAAAAGAAACAUCUCCGGAAACUUCAGUACCAGGUACAGAAAGCGAAGGUAGUCCUCAUGAACAAUCACCAACAUUUAGUGGGAAAUUACAUAAAUCAUCUCCAAAUAUCCACGGCACGUCUCAGACAAUUAUGCGAUCAAUGUUUAGCUUAGAUGCCCCUAUGUCCACACAGAUACCUACGUUUUCCACUUCACUACCACAGGAAUUACAACAACUUAAUGCACCGGAUGCAGGAUUAAACUUUGAGUAUAAUCAAAUGCCGGCAUCUGAAUUUACACAAUCUCAUUCAUAUUUCUCGACUUCACUUCCUCUUGGCCAAUCACCUUUUGAUUCAUAUACCUCAAAUGGUCUAACAUUUCAUCAAUCGACACCUAAUAAAAUUCAAUCCUCCAGUUUAUCAAACUUGGAAGGUGCGAAGCUACAUAUGCCUAGAAGAAAAUCAUCAAUCGGUUCUACAUACUCUAAUUCUCAUUCACAUAUCAACACGACCAAUAGUCGUGACAUAACAGCCCCUGUCCCGAUAAACGCUAACUCUAACGCAGCCAUUGCUGCCUUGGACCCGGAACAGAAACUUCGUCGAAAUUCAUUAUUGAGUUUAUUUACUGCUUCAGCUUCGUCUAAACAAUGUGGUACAACAACUCCUAUGUCAUCAGCAACCGUAGGUCAUGAUGAUCAACGUAGAAAUUCGUUACUUAAUGUACUUCAAUCAGAAAUACCUUCGACUUCCAAUCAAAUUUAUUCGACUUCUACUCCCCUAACUCACGAUGACAUCACUCAGCAUCAAGCGCAACAAUCUUUAUUACAUUUUUUACCUAGUUCAUACGAUCAUAUCAACACUGCAGAAGUUAUGUCGAGUUCUAAUACUCAUACCAAUACCAUGUUCAGUAUGUUCCAGAAUUCAGCUGCUCAAAGGAACCCGAAAGUCAUGACAUCACAGUCUAGUGCAAUUCCUGAUGCAAAUUAUUUAGGAAAUCGCCGAGAUUCCGCGUUCAGUAGACAUUCGAGUCAAGGCGCUACCACUCCAAAAUUGUCGACUAAUGUUGGUCCUAUUGGCCAAGGAAGACCUUCAAAUAAUAAUGAAAAUAACAACCCCGAAAUUCAUGAAGUCGCACGGAAGAUGUCAUUAUUAGGUUUAUUUUCUACGACAUAUUCGUCGAAUUCCGAUAAGAAUACUCCCAAUACUUGUCGCGCAACUGCCGAAAGUCCAUUCAAACCACAAAAUACAUUUUUUUCCUCUUCUACUGUGAACUCACAACUGGGCAUACCAGGUACUCCUAGUUCGCUAAGGGUAAAUAAAGAGUCUUUGUUACGUCUAAUAACGGCUUCUCCUCCGCCGCAAGGCGCUCCUUUAUCCCCUAAAGUCUUUGACGCAGAAAUUCAAGCUCAAGAAAGAGCACUGCUGAAUCUGCUAAAGUUGACAAAUCCCUCGAAUAAUGGUGUUGUGGGUGAAAAUGUUUCUCCUAAUCUUAUUAGUAAUGAUUCAAUGUCAGCAUCAAUUCCUCAUGGGUAUGACCAGAAAAUAAGUGAAUUUGGCCAUUCCAACAAUGAUAAUGUUCGUGUUGAAAUUAACAAAGAAAAUAAUCCAUUUUUGGACGAUUAUGUAAGAUACACUCCGCAAGACAAUAAGUUGAAUGAAAACGGAUCUAGUGCAUCCAGCAAACGAGCGUAUCCUGAAGCUACCAAAUUAGUCGAAAUUUCACCGGAUCUUCGGGUUCGUCACGAACUUCUUGAUAGAAUUCAUGCGUUUAUCCCUCCAGGUGGUACGAAUCCAAAGGAAGGAUUUAAUUCACGUGCUAGAAGCCUUGGAAAUAGUGACAAUCCGAUGGUCAAUUUCAAAUUUGACGUAGAAAAAAUUGUUGCAACAUUGUGA
This is a messenger RNA of Dentiscutata heterogama, 2730 nucleotides long. The record is from the annotation of a GenBank genome assembly. NCBI's taxonomy places the organism in Eukaryota, Fungi, Glomeromycota, Glomeromycetes, Diversisporales, Gigasporaceae.